GUCGUGAAUACCCAGCGACGACAUGUAAAUAAACUCUGAAUAAUAAAAUAAUCGAAGUACAGAGUGGUCCAGAACGGCUGUGCAAAACUCAAUUUAACCACGUGCGGGGACUGGAAGUUUGCAAAGGAACUUGUUUAAUAAAGCGCGACGAGUGCAAGGGCUAACGAAGAACUUUUACGCCAGGUAGCAAGGUAUAGAUCUAUUGGGGGAACAGCCAAUGACCACUCAGGAGGACCGGUUAAGGUAACCACCCAACAAUCAGCGGGGGAAAUUAUUGUUCGUCGCCAAAGAUCACUUCGACGAAAUGAAGAAGAGUUCCCGUGCCCAUUCGAAUUCGUAUUAGUUGUCACAGGAUCUAUAAGAAAAGCAGGUUGAGAUGCUAGAGAGGCGCUAUGGUGGAUCCAUUAAAUCUCGCCGAGCUGCCAAAAUUAUUUAACCAGCCUACAGGCAGUAGUCUAUGAACAAAAACUUGCAAGGGCUGAGAAAUUCUGUCGCAGAGCUAAGACAUUCAAAGUUAGGUCGGAGCAACACGGUAUGGUCAGAAAGGGUUGUCACUGAUGCUCAAUUCACAAUAGGUGCCACUGUCAUUCCCAAUGGAGUUCUAACAAACAAACGUAACGGUGACUUGUAUUCCAAUGACCUUAGAAAACGUUUGACUGGAACUUCUGAUCAACCACGUGUUCUACAAAAAUGAGUCUCGAUCAAGGGGACAGACAUUUUGAAGAUGUAGACCUAACAGACAAUGGUCAUCAUUUGGAAGCGAGACGUAAAACAGGGAAGAAGAAUAACAACAUAAACUCUUGUCAAGAGAUGAACGAUAGUAGUGCUAGUGAUUCACCGCAAGUAACCCCAUUUGUGAGUGCUACAUAUAUACCUAGUUUAGAUUUUGAGUUCCGAAGAGAGUCUGGGGCAUCCUUGAUCUCGAACAUAAUUUCGGGCAAUCUCCGUAGCAACAGGAGCAUUAAUUCAUCACACGAGAACUUCCGACAGUUGGAGUCAAGCGACAGUUCGUCGAUUACCAGCAGUCAGACGGACGUGCCCAAGGAUCUGUCAACUGUUUCUAGUCAUGCACCUGAGAUAUUCACUAUAAGGAAAGGUAAAAAUGGAAAGUUAAAUGGGUCCGCUGGAUCUAUUAGCCCAUUGAAUGCUAGGCGCAUGAGUAGCAUUUCUGCAACCAGUGAACCAGAGAGUGAAAAUCAUUACUCGAGCUCUCCUAGUUCAGAAAACGCGAGUGCGGAUAAUAACAGUAUUGGAAGUGAUAGUAAAACUUAUCAGCAAUGUAUGCAAGAACUUAGCGUUACGCCGGACCACCCUCAGGCAGUUCCAAAGUCAGACAAGCAAAGAAAGCGUGUCUAUAGAAUAGGAUUAAACCUCUUUAAUACAAACCCUGAGAAGGGCCUGACAUUUCUGUGUGAGCAUGGUUUCAUCAACGAGUCGCCCGACAUGGUGGCGCGGUUCCUGAUCACCAGGAAAGGCGUGAGCAAGCAGAAGAUAGGAGAGUACCUGGGAAACUGGCAGAACCAAUUCAACAUGGACGUGCUCUGUUGCUUUGCAGAGGAAAUAGAUCUGUCUGGUAUGCAGGUUGACAUGGCGCUCAGGAAGUUCCAGUCCUAUUUCAGGAUGCCUGGUCAAGUUUCGAUGAUAGACAGACUGAUGACGGCGUUUGCGGAGCGAUAUACCCAGUGCAACCCAGAUCGAGUAAAAAACUUCACCAAUCCCGACAAAGUGCAAUGCCUAGCGUUUGCCAUAAUCAUGUUGAACACUGAUCUACACAACGCCAGCGUUAAAGCAGUGCGCAAAAUGAAACAGGAGGACUUUGUGAAGAUCUGUCGAGGUAUUCCUGAUGAUGAUGAUGUUGACAGAGACUUGUUGGUGGGGAUUUAUGAGCGCGUGAAGGCCCAGGAAUUCCGCCCAGGAGCGGAUCAUGUGACCCAAGUCAUGAAAGUGGAACAGACUAUUGUUGGGAAAAGAAAACCCGCCCUUGCCCUACCCCACCGGCGGCUGGUGUGCUACUGUAGACUGUACCAGGUCCACGACCCAAACAAGAAAGAGAAGAUCGGCCUACAUCAGAGAGAGGUCUUCCUCUUCAACGAUUUGUUGAUGGUGACCAAGAUAUUCAGCAAACAGAAGAGUGGGAUCACGUAUUCCUUCAAGCAGUCAUACUCUCUGUGUGAUAUGCAAGUGUACCUCUUUGAAAUACGUCAUUAUAGGUUUGGCAUACGCUUAGUGAACAACCUGGAUAACAAUGUCCUCAUCGCAUUUAACGCUCGCAACGAUGCUGAUCGACAGAAGUUUGUCGAAGAUCUCAAAGAAGCUAUUUUAGAGCAAAAUGAAAUGAAGAUAGUGUCAACAACGAACAUUGCUACGGCGGAGAACUUCGAAAACAAUGCUGACAUAUUGAAAUCAAGCAAAACCCCUGAAGAUGUUCAACAAUUGGAUCCGAAAGCAAUUUCACUCUUUUACAAAGCUCUUAAAGAUGGAAAAGAAAAGGUCAAUAAUAUUCGCCUGAUGGUCGUAGGCAUGAAUGGCGUGGGAAAAACAUCUUUGGUGAACAAUUUGAUUUGGGAAUGUCGUUACAAAACACACACAAAACAAACUCUUAGCACAGAAGGUAUCGAUAUACAUAGGUGUAAGUUGAUGACAGAUGGUGAUUGGUGUUUAGAUAAAGAAUUAAAAGAGGUAAAAUAUGAAGGGCGCAUUCAAAAACUUGUUUGUAACAACCAGAUGUCAAAGGACACGCAUUCAGCAACUGCGUCUAAUGAUAAAACUACUAACAGUCAUGUUACGCUCUAUGCAAGGAUCACAUCUACUGAGGAUCAUGAAACUCAAACACAAACUGAGCCAUUACAAACUUUCAAAAAAAGAAUAGCCUUGGAAAAAGAUGAUAAAAUUUUGCAACAUGGAAUUAAGUUUGCCAAGAAGAUGAUUGAAACUUCUAGCGAUAAUUUAGAAAAGGACAAAGCUUUGCUUGAUGAAUCUAAAAGUGAGAUCACUGUUUCAGUUUGGGAUUUUGCCGGUCAGACACUGUACUAUUCAACUCAUCAGUUCUUCUUGAAUAAGAGGUCGAUAUACGUAGUGGUGAUGGACAUGACAAAAAGUUUGGAAGAUGUUGUAAGUAAAUCGGAUGGAAUUGGAAUUUGGUGUGGUUUGGUGCAUGAUUGCACCUAUUUGGAUAUAUUUAAAUUUUGGCUUAAUGCAAUUCACAUGAACAGUGAUUAUCAAUCUGGAAAAAGGACAAUAAAGCCAACUAUUAUUUUAGUUGGCACGCGGAAAGACAAAAUGAAGGGGAGUGCUGAAGAAAUAGAGAAGAAUAUGAAUUCGUAUUUUGACAACGCUUUAUGUAGCUUUGAUGAUAAUUCGCCAAUCUUUGAACAUAUUUAUAGGAACAGAUUUCUUGUAAAUAAUUUGUCUCCAAAUGAUUCUGCUUUUCGAGAGUUGCAAAAAGAAAUUAUAAGCUUGGCUGCGCAGCAAGAUUACUGGGACGAAGAAUAUCCAGUUCGAUGGAUUCACAUGGAACAAACGUUGGACAAAAUGAGAGCUGAAAAGCUGCAGAUAGUUAAAAUGAAAGAUGUGGAAGAAGAAGAUCUUAAAAAUGUACACCAAUUGGGUAAAAAAGAACUAACCUUGUUCCUGGAAUUGCAGCACAAACAAGGCAAUAUCAUUUUUUUCAACUCAGGCAAACUUAAGGAUUUUGUUGUUCUUGCUCCUCAAUGGAUCAUUGAAGCUUUCAAAUGUUUCAUACCUCAUAAUCAGAAAAUAGAAGCCACUGUUUUGAAAGAUUGGGAAGAAUAUAAAAAACAUGCAAUUCUGAAACCCAAUGUUCUCCGCGAAGUUAUGAAAAACAGUCCUCCCUACAUACAUGAAUACGAGGAUGCUGUUAUAAGAUACAUGGAAUAUCUAAAUGUUAUAGCACAGCCUUUGCCAAAUGCAGAUGCUAUAACUGGAAUCCCAAAUCAACAUGUAAGGGUACGGGAAGAAACCAGUGGCUUAUAUGAUUACAAUCCUAAAAUGUUUAAUUGCCACAUCGUCCCUUGUCUCCUAAGCAGGGCACCGUCACCAAUAGACAGCUUUACUUCACCUGAUAAACCACGAACACCAGUUCUAGCUUUUGUGUUUUGCGGAAAGUUUAUGCCCCCCUCUUUCUUCCACAGGCUUGUAGCUGUUUGCAUUCGUGCUUGGCCUAUCAGCCAGGAGCGUGACCAAUAUUGUUUAUUUAACGGCUUGGCUAUAUUUGAUCUCAAUCCGAUAUAUACGUUGAGAAUAUGGUAUAUGGAUUACAUAAUUUAUGCCAGGAUAGUUUGUUGUUCAGAAAAUGCUAAGCUAGACAAUUUUGUCUUGCGGAUUCAAGAAGUUCGGCACACACUUGAGAACAGUUUACAAGACUUUGUUCAUCAAUCUUCUCCCGUAUUUGAUGAGUACAUUCAGUGCCCAGAAAUGAAGGUGUCUUUGCAUAAUAAAGGAUUGUUCAGAGUGAAACAGUUUAAUUAUGAAACUGAGAUAUCUUGUCCAGUAUGUAGUAUUCCACAUACUGUGAAACGAUCAGACGCUAUGCAACAUUGGUUCAACGAGAUGUUGGAUCAAAAUGAAACGGAUGUGGAAAUAAACUAGUGGAAUAGAUGAUUGCAAUCCUAAAUUGUAAGAAUGUCACAUUUUUGCUUGCCUACUGAGAAUGGCUGCAGCUUGAGGGUACGCCAAAUAUCGAACACCAGACCAUUUAUGCAAUUAAAAAAUUGUUGAAGUUGCAGAGUAAUUUGGUUAAUGUACCUAUAUUUCUUCAUUCAAAAUCAUAUGGUUGCAAGUAACCCACACAUUCCAGUUUUGCUAAAAAAUGUGUUUGUAAUUGUAAAUUCACUAUUUGUGACAUUGUACAUUUUUGCAUUGAGUACAAAUUAACGUCAUGCUUGUCACCAUGGUCAAAUAAACACUGUCAAGACAAAUACAGAAUAUACAAUAAUUUUAUGUUCUUAAAUAAAUAAAUUGUAAUUUCUCUGUUACAAUUUUAUGUUGGGUUCCUUGCUAACAUGUUAACAGAGCAAUGUCUACUUUGUUUAAGGACAAAUGAUAAAAAUUCCAAAUAAAACAAUACAUUGUCAUAUAUGUUUCAUAUACUAUAAAUAUGUUACACAAAUUGUGUUACUUAUAUCGAACAAGGCACCUUAACUAUUUGCAUGUGUCUGUUUCAUUAAAAUAAAAAUGUAUAUCAUUAUGGGAGUGUUUCAUUCAAAUGAUAUGAUAACCAUAUUUGUAUUGUAUCAAAUGUUUUGUUUGUGCAUGAGGUAAAUAUGUUUACAAUGUAUAUAAAUUUACAACAUUUCUGUUUUGUAUCUGCACUUUUUAGCUCACCUGAGCACAAUGUGCUCAUGGUGAGCUUGUAUGAACGCCUUUUGACCGUUGUCUGUCGUGCGUCGUGCUGCGUCAACAUUUGCAUUGUUAAUACUCUUGAGGCCACAUUUAUUUCCAAUCUUCAUGAAAUUUGGUCAGAAGAUUGGUCUCAAUGAUAUUUUGGACGAGUUUGAAAAUGGUUACGUUUGCUUGAAAAACAUGGCUGCCAAGGGGCGGGGCAUUUUUCCUUAUAUGGCUAUAAAUGGCUAUACAAAACCUUGUUAACACUCUAGAGGCCACAUUUAUUUUCCAAUCUUCAUGAAACUUGGUAAGAAAAUUUAGUUGAAUAAUAUGUUGGACGAGUUCGAAAAUGAUGUCAUUUGGUAGAAAAACAUGGCCGCCAGGGGGCGGGACAUUUUUUCUUAUAUGGCUAUAGUCAAACUUUGUUAACACUCAAGAGGCCAUAUUUAUUAUCCAAUCUUCAUGAAAUUUGGUCAGAAGAUUGGUUUUAAUGAUAUCUUGGAUGAGUUGGAAAAUGGUAACGUUUGCUUGAAAAAAAUGGCUUCCAAGGGGCGGGGCAUUUUUCCAAAUAUGGCUAUAUAUGGCUACAGUAAAACCUUGUUUUGCACUCUCGAGGCCAUAUUUAUUGUCCAAUGGUAAUGAAACUUGGUCAGAAGAUUCAUCCUUAUAAUAUAUUGGACUAGUCCGAAUAUGAUGCCAGUUGGUUGAAAAACAUGGCCGCCAGGGGGGCGGGGCAUUUUUCCGUAUAUGGCUAUUGUAAAACAUUGUUAACAAUCUAGAGGUCACAUUUAUUUUCCAAUCAUCAUGAAACAUGGUCUUAAGAUUUGUCCUUAUGAUAUCUUGGAUGAGUUAGAAAAUAGUACUGGCUGCUUUAAAAACAUGGCCACCAGGGGGCGGGACAUUUUUCUUAUAUGGCUUUUUAGUUAAACCUUGUUAACACUCUAGAGGCCACAUUUAUUGUUUGAUCUUCAUGAAUCUUGGUCAGAAGAUUAGUCCCAAUUAUAUAUUGGAUGGAUUCUAAAAUGGUUCCGGUUGGUUGAAACACAUGGCCGCCAAGGAGGCGGGGCAUUUUUCCUUAUAUAGCUUUAAUAAAACCUUGUUCACACUUUAGAGGCCACAUUUAUUGUCCGAUCAUGAUGAAACUUGGUCGGAAGAUUUGUCCCAUGUCCGAGUGAUAUCUUGGACAUGUUUGAAAUUGGAUCCGGUUGCUUGAAAAACAUGGCCACCAGGGGGCGGGGCAUUUUUCCUUAUAUGGCUAUGUAUGGCUUUUGUAAAACCUUGUUAACACUCUAGAGGCCACAUUUAUUGUUCGAUCAUCUUGAAACUUUGUCAAAAGAUUCAUCCUAAUUAUAUCUUGGACAAGUUCGAAAAUGGUUUGUAUUGGUUGAAAAACAUGUUCACCAGGGGGCGGGGCAUUUUUCCUUAUAUGGCUAUAGUUAAAUAUUGUUUACACUCUAGUUAAAUAUUCUCAAAGUUUAAUGUACUAAUAUUUAUUUCGCAAAAAAAUACUUAAGGGAGAAGAAACUGUUCAUAGCUUGAAUUGUUUUAAUUCCAAUCAUGAAUGCACUCUUAAUUACUCCAACUGACCCUUAUCAGCUGAGCACAUAUUAAUACACAUCUCGGAGUGAACCUUGUUGUUCUAUUUUUAGAUCAGCAACUUUUAACCUUGUUGUGCUAUUUCUUUGAUGUGUGGUACCAUAGAUAAGAGAAGAUAUCAUGUUUGAGGCAUACAGUUUAUUGAUGAGGUCUGAUUUUUUGUGUGUGAUUAUCAAAGAUGUGUGUUUUAAAACGGAUUUAUUGAUUUUUUAAUUGGAAAUAUUAUUGCAAGGUGAGUCUGAAAAUAGUUCUUUUUGUUUUAAAAACAAGGCUCUCAGGGGGUGGUAGUUUUUUGUAUGUCUACAGUUGUUUAUAGUUAAAUAUUGUGAAUUCUUUAAGUCACAUUUUAGUUCAAUCUGAAUGACACUUGCUGAGUACAAUUGUUGUUAUCAUAUCUUGAUUUAGUUUACUCCAUUAGUUUUAUUAAUAUCAUCUUUAAACAUGGUGACAAUCUUAAUGAGCAUAAUAUUUUUUGCUCAUGGUGAACUUAUGAGAUCACGUUUUGUCAAUUGUCUUUCUUCCAUUGUGCGUCAUGAAUAUUUGCCUUGUUAACACUCUAGAGGCCACAUUUAUUGUCAGAUCUUCAUGAAACUUUGUCAGAUGAUUUGUCCCAAUGAUAUCUUGGACGAGUUCAAAAAUGCUUCAGGUCUGUUGAAAAACAUAGCCGCAAAGGGGCCAUAUGUUGUUCAUUCUUCAUGAAACUUGGUUAGAACAUUUGUUUUAUUGAUAUCUUGGGCUGCAAAGAACAGGUCAUUUAUUUUUAUCUCAGGUCAGCGACUUUGGGCCUUUCAGUCCCUCUUGUUACUUAUAUGGCUAUAGUAAAACCUUGUUUACACUCUAGAGGCCACAUUUAUUGUCCGAUCUUCAUGAAACUUGGUCAGAAGAUUUGUCCCAAUGAUAUCUUGGCCGAGUUCAAAAAAUGUUCUAGUUGGUUGAAAAACAUGGCCACCAGGGGGCGGUUCAUUUUUCCUUAUUUGGCUUUUGUAAAAACUUGUUAACACUCUUAAAAUGCGCAUUUAGUGUCGAAUCUUCAUGAAACUUGGUCAAAAUUUUACUUUGUAAUGUGUACGAAAAUGGUCCCAAUCUGUUGAAAUACGUGGCCGCCAGGGUGUUCACUUUUCAUGAAAGUUGGUUAGAACAUUUUUUUAAUGACAUCUUGGGCUGCACAUAACAUGUCAGUUACUUUGAAUCUCAGUUGAGCGACUGUGGGCCUUUCAUGCCCUCUUGUUUCAUUUGUUUUAAUUAAGCUAUUGAACUUUCAAAAAUACUUGCAUUAAAAGUGAAUUUUAGAUUUUAUAUAGUUACUCCUCUUAGGUUGCAAUGUUAUUCAUCACAUUUCACUAAGUACAAACUAAAUUUUGGUUCAGUUUGCGGAAGAUAUACAAAAAGGGAACAUUGCAUAUUGUUGUAAUCACUAAAAAAGCAAAAUAUGACAGGUUAUUUUUAACAUUACGUUUUAAAAAACGUAAUGAUAGCCUUGACAAUAUUUUUUAUUUAUUUGUUUGUUGAAAAAUCUGUUUACUUAUUUUCCAACAUAUUUUUUUUUAUAGAUAAAUACUUUUUGUGUAAUAAGUAUUAUUAUUUAACAUUACUAUAUUUAAUAAAUAUAUUUUUUAUUUAUAAUGUUAAAUAUUUUUAUGCCCUCUUUCGAAGUAAAGGGGGCGUAUAGUGAUCUGUCUGUCUGUCUGUUCAUCUGUCUGUCGGUCCGUCUUUCCGUCACACUUUGCGUUUAGGUUUCGAAAUAUGCUCAUAACUUAUAUCUCCCUUGAGAUAUAACCUUCAUAUUUGGUAUGCAUAUAAUUUUUACCCCUGUGACCUUGACCUUGAACUUGGGGUCCGCGUUAAGGUUUCAAAAUCUGCGUUUAGGUUUCGAGAAAUGCUCAUAACUUCUAUGUUCCUUGAGAUAUAACCUUCAUACUUGGUAUGCAUGUGUAUAUGGACAAGGCCUUUCCAUACGCACAAAAAUUUUGACCCCUGUGACCUUGACCUUGAAGUUAGGGUCCGCGUUUAGGAUUCGAAAUCUGUGUUAAGGUUUUGAAAAAUGCUCCUCACUUCUAUGUCCCUUGAGAUAUAACCUUCAUAUUUGGUAUGCAUGUGUAUACGGACAAGGCUUUUCCAUACGCACACAAAUUUUGACCCCUGUGACCUUGACCUUGAACUUAGGGUCCGCGUUUAGGUUUUGAAAUCUGCGUAUAGGUUUCGGAAAAAGCUCAUAACUUCUAUCAGGCGUUUAUAGGGGGCAUAAGUCAUCCUAUGGUGACAGCUUUUGUUUAUUUUAAUAACUAUAAUUAUUACCCAUAUUUGUUUUCAAGUCAAAUAUUAUAAUCAGACAGAGUGUUAGUGUUUCGCCCUAAUAUUAUAUGAAUGAAGAUUUGGCAGAUGAUUAUUGUGAAGUACUUUUCAGGUCCAAACUAGGAUGCAAAAGGUUACAAAAAAAACAUUAACCAUUUAAGCUUUUGCUGUAACCAGUAAUUUACCGGUUAACCGAAACACCUUUACUAGUAAAAAGUUUAAGUUUAUGUUAAACAUGUCAUACGGCAGGUACAUGUACGAAAGUAAUUUGAGAUAGCUUGCGUUGAUAACUUAUCAUUUUCUUUUUAAAAAAAGUUAACACAUUAACACAGUUAUAACAUUAAUUUUAAUAAUUUCGUAGAUGUAUGCUUUAUUUUGUAUCUAUUUUUCAUGCGUGUAAGCAUUUAAGUUAAAAGCAGUUAUAUGAACUACACAAUGUUCAUUUUCAUGUGUCAUUAAUUAUACCCCUAUUACCAUUGGUACUCGGGACUAUAUAGGAGUCACUUUGUCGGUUGGUCAAUAUGUCGGUCGGCCGAUCUUCACCAAGCUUGGUCAGAAGUUGUAUCUAGAUGAUGUCUAGGUCAAGUUGGAAUAUGGGUCAUGCCGGGUCAAAAACUAUGUCACGAGGUCACUUAGUGCGUUUUAAACCAAAAGUUUGUCCGGACCAUAACUAUGUCAUUUAUUUGAUUUAGUUAUGGAUUUUAAAAUGAUGUUAUGUAUAAUGAUCACGUCAGUCAUGAUAAGCCCCGCCUACAAUGUUGAAUUGCUGCAUGCCUAUCAUUGUAUCAGUGUAGUAUUAAAAUAGCCACCAAACUUACCGGUGUUCUAGCGUUGUCUUAAACCCACAUACACAACAAAUUACUUGGUUCAAUUGUUCACCAUCCUAGGACGGUGUGUCAUGCGAAAGAAGUACGUCAAUAUCUCUAAGGUCGAGGUCUGACUUGGAGUUCAAAGAUCAAAAUGCACAUAAUGAUCUUGUCCGGGCCAUAACUUUGUCAUUUAUUGUGAGACUUUAAAAUCAUUAAGCACAUUUGUUAACCAUCAUUGGACGGUGUGUCAUGCGAAAGAAUUAAGUAUAUAUCUCCAAGGUCAAGGUCACACGUUGUGUUCAAAGGUCUAAAAUGGCCAUAAAUGAUAUUGUCCGGGCCAUAACUAUGUCAUUCAUUGUGUGAUUUAAAAAUUACUCGGUACAUUUGUUCAAAAUCAUUGGACAGCGUGUCAUCCGAAAGAAUUACGUCGAUACCACCAAGGUAAAGGUCACACUUUGAGUUCAAAGGUCAAAAAUGGCCGUAAAUGAUCUUGUCAGGGCCAUAACUAUGCCAUUCAUUGUGCGAUUUUAAAAUUACUCGUUUACAAAUUACAUUUGUUCACAAUCAUUGGACGGUGUGUCAUGCAAAAGCAUUACGUUGAUAUCUCCAUGGUCAAGGUCACACCUGGAGUUCAAAAGUCAAAAAUGGACAUCAAUGAGCUUGUGGGGGCAAUAACCAUGUCAUUCAUUGUGAGAUUUGAAAAUGACCAUGUACAUUAGUUUUAUUUACAGUCAUUGGACUGCGUGUCAUGCGAAGGAAUUCAAGAGUUCAAAGGUCAAAAUGUCCACAAAUGAUAAUGGCAUAAUAAUUCUUAAAAAAUCGCCAUAAAUUAGCUUCUCUUGCUUUGUGAAGACAGUAUGCAAAAUAUUCUGUGUCAAUGCAGCAUGUGUGGGGAUUUCCAGUUGUUACACCCCCUGGACGUUACACCCCUAGUCAUUACACCCUCUAAGCCUGGACAUUACACCCACCAAGAUGUAAACAUAAUUGAUUAGAUUACUAAGGUGUGAUCACACCUACCAUGGGGCACACUUCACUUGAUUAAUGAUGUUCCUGCUUUAAUGUGUGUCCAAUGGGGGUCUGUCCAAGUGUUUUUUAUUGUUUGUUUGUCUGUAUGUCUGUCUUAUUGAUGUGCAGUGUUAAUUAGGAAAUAACAAUUUUUUGGUGUGAAAAACAUUGUUCUUUGAUCUUUUCAAAUAAUUUGUUAAUUAUCAAAGUGUAAUAAUAACAUCUAAAAUUAAAGGAGUUUGUUCACACCAUUAUUAUCAAAAUUCAUUUGAAGAUGUUGUUGUUUGAUUUUAUGAAUUCUAAAGAAUAUUGCAUCUUUAUGUCAUGGCAAAAAAAUAUCAAAACAUCAAAGGUAACAAAGUUAAUAAGAAAAAUACUCAAUGCAAAUUGUUUUUACUCAUUGUCCCCAUAUAUACCAGAACAAUUUGAGAGAAUAUCAUACUAUAGGUAUACAUUGAAACUCUGUCAAAAUGCCCCCAAAACAAAUAUUUUGGUGAAUUGAUUCAAAUUGUAAAAAAAAGUGUGUUAAUAGUUAUGAUUUUGCUGUUACAUGUGAUAAUUGUGGAUUAUGGCAGCAUAUUAGAUGUGGUGAUACCGGUAAGUCAUUUUCUUCUUCCUAUUAUUAACAUUGUAGAUCUAUAUAAUUUGAGCUCCAUGACAUCAUGCGAUUUUGGACCUUAGGGCAUUUUCCGUUGUUAUCAAAUGGUCUUGUAACUGAUAAAUAAUUUAAAACACCAA
Messenger RNA from Dreissena polymorpha, 11783 nucleotides. RefSeq lists its product as uncharacterized. The record is from RefSeq and is a predicted model, not a curated record. NCBI's taxonomy places the organism in Eukaryota, Metazoa, Mollusca, Bivalvia, Myida, Dreissenidae. The transcript is spliced from 12 exons. Gene Ontology annotation, molecular function: guanyl-nucleotide exchange factor activity. Bases 691 to 4608 code for a protein of 1305 amino acids. Gene Ontology annotation, biological process: regulation of ARF protein signal transduction; actin cytoskeleton organization.